Molecule: messenger RNA, 1248 nt
Organism: Hirsutella rhossiliensis
Lineage: Eukaryota; Fungi; Ascomycota; Sordariomycetes; Hypocreales; Ophiocordycipitaceae
Product: RING-like domain-containing protein
Exons: 2
Coding region: 1-1248 (415 amino acids)
Source: RefSeq, a predicted model, not a curated record
AUGCUCGAAUACUUUACCUACAAGAAGAUCAAGAAGCACAAGACUCAGAAGGAGGUCAAGGAAGAGGCCAAGCGCCUGACAGACUCCAACAGGGACUCUGACGACUUGCUGGAGGAGCGCGCCCAUGGCAGGCUGGACGACCGCCACGGGAAGCGUCGCGAUGACGGUCGCGACAACGACGACGACCGGGCGCUCCAGGCGCCGCCUGUCCUCCGCCCCGAGGACGAGACCUUUCUCGAACAGCUACUCGCAGGCGAAGAUGGACCGGCGCCUCCCUUGCCCCCGCGCAACUAUUUGAACGAGUUCGGCUUGCCGUCCGAUAACGAAGGCGCGGCUUCGGCGAGCGAGCCCGAAAAGAGUGAAGAGGUGGCGGGGGAAAAGGAUACAAACAAGGCGGGUGCCUUGAAAACGGCCGAAAAGAAGCCUGGCCGGUUUGCCCUCUUCUUCUCCAAGAACAAGAAGAGCAACGAGGAGGGCCUGGAACCCCACGGCGUCCCGCCGGCCGAGGGCGAGGGCGAGACCAAGGACCUCAGCCGCGUCCUGGACCGCCUCAACCUGAGCGCCAAGAACAACAAGGUCGUCUCGACAGACUCAUCCGAGCUUCUCCAAAAGUUCACCCAGGUGUUCAAGGACCUUGUCAACGGCGUGCCCACGGCCUACGACGACCUCGCCAAGCUCGUCGAGGAUCGCGACGGCACCCUGUCCAAGGGCUUCGACAAGCUGCCGUCGUCGCUCCAGAAGCUCGUCACCCAGCUGCCCGACAAGAUCACGGGGAGCCUGGCGCCCGAGAUUCUCGCCGCGGCCGCGAGCAAGCAGGGCAUCAAGUCGGAUGCCCAGGGCGGCGUCAAGGGCGUCGCCAAGAGCAUCCUCAUGCCGCACAACCUCGCCGAGCUGGUGACCAAGCCCGGCGCCAUUGUCGGCAUGCUGAGGGCCAUUGUCGAGGUGCUCAAGACGCGUUGGCCGGCCUUCAUUGGCAUGAACGUCAUCUGGAGCGUUGCCCUGACACUGCUCCUCUUCAUGCUCUGGUACUGCCACAAGCGCGGCCGCGAAGUGCGCCUGGAGCGCGAGCAGUCCGCGGUCGCCAUCGACGGCAGCGACCGCAUCGAGGAGCUACCCGACGACCCGACCCUCCCCGCCCCCGAGCCGAGGGUGGCAGAUGUCUCAGGGCGGUCGUCGUCGACCACUCCGCAACUGUCACAUCGCCCUACUGCCCAGCGUCGCGAUACGUCCGGGUCGAAUCGUCGUUGA